AUGAAAACAAUCAUAGGUCGUACUGUUACAGCAAAUCCAUUUGAGGGUGAGCGUUAUUUUAUGCGGAUAUUGCUAAACCAUGUAAGGGGACCGCUGUCCUUUGAAGAUCUUAGAACAGUCGAGGGUAUUUUGGCCCCCACAUUUCGUGAGGCAGCAACAAUGCAUGGUUUGUUACAAAGAGACAGUAGCUUAGAAGACUGUUCACAUGAGGCAUCUUUAUAUCAAAUGCCAUCCAGUCAAUCUCUUCUACAAUUGAAUCAAUGGGGGAAAAACAUUAACUCUUACCAUCUUCUUGAUGAAGACAUUUCUUUCGAUGGAAAUGAAUUUCAAUCUAGAGAAAUCGAUGAUGAGUUAGGUGUUGAAAUUCCAGAAGAAGAUAUUAGAUCUUCAAUCUCACUUAACAACGAGCAACAACAAGUGUAUAAUGUAGUGUUGGAAAAAGUUUUAUCAAACCAAAAUAUUGCAUUCUUUGUAGAUGGCCCAGGAGGUCGAACAGCUAACUCACGCUUUAAGCUUCCACUUGAUAUUGAUGAAAAACCCACAUGUUGUCCUUCGGUGGAAAGGUUGUUGUUUUCGGGGGAGAUUUUUGACAUGUAUUACCUGUGGUUCGUAAAGGAACUAGACAAGAGCAGAUUUCCAGGUGAAGCCCAGCGAUAUUACAGUGUAGAUGAGACAAUAGAUAAAACUGAGCAAUCAGUUAUGGAAGAUUUCUUAAACACAUUAACGCCUAAUGGACUUCCGCCUUAUGAAUUAUUACUAAAGAAAAAUUGUCCCAGCAUGCUCCUAAGAAACAUUAAUCCUUCAGAGGGACUAUGCAAUGGAACCCAUUUGAUUUGUCGGGCUUUCGAUCGAAAUAUCAUAGAUGCUGUAAUUGCUGUUGGAGAUCAUAUGGGAAAAAGAGUCUUCAUUCCAAGAAUACCGUUCUUACCAAGUGUGAAUGAUAAUAGUGGUUUUCCGUUUGAGCGAACUUAA
Molecule: messenger RNA, 972 nt
Organism: Humulus lupulus (European hop)
Lineage: Eukaryota; Viridiplantae; Streptophyta; Magnoliopsida; Rosales; Cannabaceae
Exons: 5
Coding region: 1-972 (323 amino acids)
Source: RefSeq, a predicted model, not a curated record